Linum tenue is the source of this 740-nucleotide messenger RNA. NCBI's taxonomy places the organism in Eukaryota, Viridiplantae, Streptophyta, Magnoliopsida, Malpighiales, Linaceae. The record is from the annotation of a GenBank genome assembly.
CGAUAUGUAACUUUCUGAAGAAAUUCGUUGGGUGUUAUUUCAGUCAUUGGUGCAAGAAUAAUUCACCAUGUGGUUUGCUAGUUCAGCCUCUAACGGGAGGCAUUGGCCUAAUCAGGAAGGACUCUGUGUCUUUGUUUCGCAAUAUGGCAGACAUUGAGCUGAUGACUGAGGGUUUUCCUCAAUAAUUUAUUGAUCUCUUGAAGCGUAGGUUGGAAUUAUGUGAUGAUGUUGAGCAUGAGAUUAUUAUGGAAGUACUCAAAUGUGUUACUAUUUUGAGCGAGCCACUUGAGAAAAUUUCCUCCACUGUUCUCUAUGAGGGACUUGUUAGCAAGUCGAAUAUAUCGUUGGAGGAUGUCGUUUCUCAGUCAUUGAAGAUCUUGCAAACUAUGUGUAGACCGUCAUCGUUAGUUCCCUUUCCAUAUCUUAGUGCUGAUUUUGAUUUGGGAAAGGAAGCUGAUCACCGGAAUCUGAGGAGCUUCUCUGUCAACAUGAUUUUAUCCCUUCAUGCAUUGUCUAGAAAAUCCACCUCUUGGGGAAAAGUGUUAAAUGCCAUCCAGAGCUACAUCCAAUUUCUUGUACCACAGAAAAUGCUAAAAUGUUUGCAAGCAGAAGACUCCUUGAAAGUUGGCACGACUGCCGUGGUGCAGGCUACUUCUCAAGUUGCACAGAGCUACAUCCAAUUUCUUGUACCAUAGGAGAUGCUAAAAAGUUUAGACACAAAAGAAUCAUUGAAAGUUGGC